This is a messenger RNA of Erigeron canadensis, 1932 nucleotides long. RefSeq lists its product as uncharacterized. Lineage: Eukaryota; Viridiplantae; Streptophyta; Magnoliopsida; Asterales; Asteraceae. Bases 1 to 1932 code for a protein of 643 amino acids. The record is from RefSeq and is a predicted model, not a curated record. Gene Ontology annotation, molecular function: nucleic acid binding. The transcript is spliced from 4 exons. Gene Ontology annotation, biological process: DNA integration.
AUGACAGUAGUGGCUAACGAUUACAAUGAGAUGAUAGCAACUAGAACUGUGACGGGAUGGAGAGUUUGCAUAGACUAUAGGAAGCUUAAUGAGGCUACUAGGAAAGACCAUUACCCCUUACCCUUUAUGGACCAAAUGUUAGAACGCUUAGCAGGGAACGAGUAUUUUUGUUUUCUCGAUGGAUUUUCAGGGUAUGUUCAGAUUCCCAUUCAUACAAAAGACCAAGGGAAGACAACAUUCACUUGCCCCUAUGGAACAUAUGUUUAUAGGAAGAUGCCUUUUGGAUUGUGUAAUGCUCCUGCCACCUUUCAGAGGUGCAUGACAGCGAUUUUUCAGGAUAUGUUAGAAAAGUCGGUAGAAGUGUUUAUGGAUGACUUCUCGGUUUACGGGAAUUCGUUUAAUUCAUGUUUAGGACAUAAGGUGUCUAGAGCAGGAAUAGAAGUAGAUAACGCUAAGAUAGAUGUGAUGUUUAGAUUACUAGUUCCGGUUAAUGUCAAAGGAGUUAGGAGUUUUCUAGGUCAUGCAGGGUUUUAUAGGAGAUUUAUUAAGGAUUUUUCCAAGAUAACUAGGCCAAUGACCAGACUUUUAGAGAAAGAUGUUAGGUUUGAUUUUGAUAGGGAUUGCAUUAAGGCAUUUGAGAAACUGAAGAAACACCUUGUAGAUUCCCCUAUUGUAGUAUCACCUGAUUAUGCUUCACCUUUUGAGAUAAUGUGCGAUGCUAGUGAUUUCACCGUAGGAGAUGUGUUAGGACAGAGGAUAGAUAAGCAUUUUAGGCCGAUAUAUUAUGCUAGCAAAACCCUUAAUGAGGCCCAAAGGAACUACACAACUACAGAGAAGGAAUUGCUGGCAAAGGGAGCAGAAAAUGUAGUUGCAGAUCACCUUAGUAGAUUAGACAGCCUAGAUGAGGAGGAACUUGAUUAUAAAGAGAUAGAUGAAGCCUUCCCCGAAGAGAAUUUGAUGAGGAUAGAAGUAGAUGAUAAGGAGGAUGUACCUUGGUUCACUGACAUAGCUAAUUACAAAGCUGCAGGAGUUUUACCGUUGCAUUUAGACUAUUACCAUAGGAAGAAGUUCUUUUCAGACCUUAAGUAUUAUUACUGGGAGGAACCAUACUUGUUUAGAAUGUGUGCAGACGGUAUGAUUAGGAGAUGUGUGUCAGAAAAUGAGAGUAGGAAGAUAUUAGAUGACUGUCAUUCAGGACCCACAGGAGGACAUUAUGGUCCGUCGACUACAGCUAGGAAGCGCCAAGGAUCGAUCACCAAGAGAGAUGAGAUGCCACAGAAGGGCAUACAGGUUUGUGAAGUAUUUGAUGUUUGGGGAAUAGAUUUCAUAGGGCUAUUUCCACCUUCUCAUAAGUUUAAGUAUAUUCUAGUAGCAUUAGAUUAUGUAUCAAAAUGGGCGGAAGCCAAAGCUUUGCCCACUAAUGAUGCUAGGGUAGUUGUAGAUUUUCUUAAGAACUUGUUUAGUAGGUUUGGAAUGCCUAAGGCUUUGAUUAGCGAUAGGGGUAGUCAUUUUGCAAAUGCUCAAUUAGAAAAGAUACUUAAGAGAUAUGGAGUCAACCAUAGGUUUUCAACAGCUUAUCACCCUCAGACUAAUGGUCAAGUAGAAAACACAAACAGGGCACUUAAGAGAAUUUUAGAGAAAACAGUUAAGGAUAAUCCUAAGAAUUGGGCGAAUAAGUUAGAUGAUGUACUUUGGGCAUUUAGGACAGCCUAUAAGACACCCAUAGGGACCACACCCUAUAAGUUAGUGUAUGGAAAAACGUGUCAUUUACCAUUAGAAAUAGUGAAUAAGUCUUUUUGGGCAAUUAAGAAUUGUAACAUGGAUUUAGAUGAAGCUGGGAAGGAAAGGUACUGGCAACUAGAUGAAUUAGAAGAAUUUAGACAACAAGCCUAUGAAAACUCUAGUAUCUAUAAGGAGAGAACAAAAGCAUAG